Messenger RNA from Penaeus chinensis, 626 nucleotides. Its product is annotated as homeobox protein MSX-2-like. Gene Ontology annotation, molecular function: RNA polymerase II transcription regulatory region sequence-specific DNA binding; DNA-binding transcription factor activity, RNA polymerase II-specific. The record is from RefSeq and is a predicted model, not a curated record. Gene Ontology annotation, cellular component: nucleus. Gene Ontology annotation, biological process: embryonic morphogenesis; regulation of transcription by RNA polymerase II. Lineage: Eukaryota; Metazoa; Arthropoda; Malacostraca; Decapoda; Penaeidae.
GACGCAGGUCAAGAUCUGGUUCCAGAACCGCCGCUACAAGUGCAAGCGACAGCGCCAGGACAAGAACCUGGAGCUCACCACGGCCGCCGCCGCCGCCGCGGCCUCCAUGGCCUCCGUCACCUCCCCGCGCCGCGUCGCUGUGCCGGUCCUGGUCCGAGAUGGCAAGCCGUGCCCAGCAGGGUAUCCGCCUACCUACCCUCCUGCCUACACCCCCCCUCAGUACUCCCCCCCUGCCUACCAGUGCCCCUACAGUGCCCAGACAUACCAACAGACACAGACGUAUAACCAGCAGACACUUCGCACGUGGUGAAGAUGAGGAGGGGGUGAAUAAGGAAGGGAAGGAGGAGAAGGAAGGGAGAGAAGAAGAAAUGAGGAGAAAAAAGGAAGAGAAGAAGGAAUGAAGAGAAGAAGGAAGAGAAGAAAAAACGAAGAGAAGAAGGAAGGAAGAGACAAAGGAAAGAAGAGAAAAAGAAGGAAAGAGAAAAAGAAAAGAAAGAGAACCUGAGAAGGAAAGAAAAGAGAUAAGAAGCCUAAUGUGUUCAAUAAUUGAGAUUGCCGGGAAUGUGUUCACUCGUGGCGACUGUUCAGCGUCGGAGAGAACGCGGAGGAAAAGGAAGAGAGAGAGA